Molecule: messenger RNA, 3979 nt
Organism: Periophthalmus magnuspinnatus
Lineage: Eukaryota; Metazoa; Chordata; Actinopteri; Gobiiformes; Gobiidae
Gene: ldlra
Product: low density lipoprotein receptor a
Exons: 18
Coding region: 262-2976 (904 amino acids)
Molecular function (GO): calcium ion binding; protein binding
Source: RefSeq, a predicted model, not a curated record
CACAUUGAAAUGGGUCUGAUGUUGUUGCCAAACAGAACAGUGUGUGGAGCAUCCCGGCCCUGAGCAUCAAAACUGGACCAUCUAAUUUCCGACUCAACGGGACCUGAUAUAGGGAUAAUAUUCUCUGCACUUAGUUUAUUCACACAUUACGGUCCCUGUAUUUGGGUGACAAGCAGUAGCAUCACUCACAGACACUCAUCCACUGUCACAUUGGACAGAAGAAUAGACGCGCACAGUUCAACCAACCGCGCGUUUGGAGACAUGGGACGAUUGCUUUACGCAUACGUCGUUUUCCUCAUCUUCACCUUUUAUCAAACAAAUGCAUUCAUUACCUGUGGUACGAGGCAGUUCCAAUGUGGCAAUGGGAAGUGUAUCACGGCAAGAUGGGUUUGUGAUGGAACAGACGACUGCGGUGAUGGCACAGACGAGCUCCCUGGAACCUGCUUGGCUAAAUCGUGCAGACCUACAGAGUUCACCUGCGCAGACCGACUGAACCAGUGUAUCCCAAAGAGCUGGCAGUGUGACGGGAAGGCAGACUGUGAGAACGGAGCCGAUGAGGAGGGUUGUGCUCCCAAACAGUGCAUGGACUCAGAAUUCCGGUGCGGGACAGGCCAGUGCAUUUCCUCCUCGUUUGUUUGUGACGAGGAGUCGGACUGUGAGGACGGCAGUGAUGAGGCGUCAUGCCCCCCGAUCACCUGUAGCUCCGCCUCCUUCAGAUGUAACAGCUCGGCCUGUAUUCCCCGCCUGUGGGCCUGUGACGGGGACUUGGAUUGUGGUGAUGGCUCUGAUGAGUGGCCCUCUAACUGCGGGUCCCGGACCAAUGUGGGGACCAAGCGCUGCUCAGCUCUAGAGUUCAAGUGUGGCAGCGGCGAGUGCAUCCACAGCAACUGGAGAUGUGAUGGAGGAGUGGAUUGCCUGGACAGAUCUGAUGAAGCCAACUGUGCUCACGUGACUUGCCGUCCUGAUGAGUUUGAAUGUGGAGACGGGACUUGUAUCCACGGGAGCCACCAGUGCAACCACCAGUAUGACUGCCGGGACAUGAGCGACGAGCUGGGCUGUAUCAAUGUGACACAGUGUGAGGGCCCUCAGAAGUUCAGAUGUCGUAGUGGGGAGUGCAUCCACAUGAACAAAGUGUGUGAUAGGAAAAGGGACUGCAGGGACUGGUCUGAUGAGCCUCUCACAGAAUGUGGCACCAAUGAGUGUCUCUUCAACAAUGGCGGCUGCUCACACAUUUGUAAUGACCUAAAGAUCGGAUAUGAGUGCCUUUGUCCAACCGGGUUCUAUCUCGUUGAUAAAAAGAGAUGUGAAGAUAUCGAUGAGUGUGCCAACCCAGACACCUGCAGCCAGAUCUGUAUAAAUCAGAUUGGCAGUUACAAAUGUCAGUGUGAGGAGGGAUACCAAGUGGACCCUGCCACCAAAGCCUGCAAAGCAAUUGGUACCAUAGCUUACCUGUUCUUCACAAACCGUCAUGAGGUCAGGAAAAUGACCCUGGAUAAGAGCGAGUACACUAGAGUCAUCCCCCGACUGAAAAACGCAGUGGCUUUGGACAUGAACAUGGCCACAAAAGACAUAUACUGGUCUGAUAUCUCUCAGAAGAAGAUCUACAGAGCUCAGAUGGAUUUAGCCGAAAACCCCUCAAGUCAUAACAUACUCAUCAGUAAUGACAUCGAGGCUCCUGAGGGAAUCGCCUUUGACUGGAUCCACAGGAACCUGUACUGGACCGACAGUAUUCGCAGCACUGUUUCCGUGGUAACCGCUGACGGAACGCGGCGUAAAACUCUCUUCCGUCAAGGACUGUCCAAGCCACGGGCCAUAGUAGUUGACCCUCACAGCAACUUCCUGUACUGGACCGACUGGGGUAACCCUGCUAAGAUUGAGAAGGGUGGGCUGAAUGGAGUGGACCGCACUGCUCUGGUCACUGACAACAUUGAGUGGCCCAAUGGCAUCACUCUGGACCUGUUGAACCAGCGGCUGUACUGGGUGGACUCUAAGUUACACACUCUCUCCAGUAUUGACGUGCAGGGUGGUGGACGGCGCACCCUUAUUAUUGACGAGGAGCAGUUGGCUCACCCACUGGGACUGACAGUGUUUGAGGAGAAAGUCUUCUGGACAGACGUCAGUAACAAUGCCAUCCUGAGUGCAAACAGAGUGACCGGAGAGGACAUAAGACCAGUGGCUGAACAUCUCUCAUCACCUGAGGACAUUAUUCUGUACCAUAACCUCAAGCAGCCUGCUGGCAGAGACUGGUGCCAAGUGUCCAAUGGUGGCUGUGAGUUCAUGUGUCUGGCAGCCCCUCAGGUGGGGAGACACCCCCCACGAUACACCUGUGUGUGUCCUGACAACAUGACGCUCGCCCGAGACAUGAGGAGAUGUGUUCCUGCCAUCCCCACACCUGCCCGCCCUGUCACCACCAAGCCUGAGAUUGUGCAGCCCCCCACCCCACCCACGACCACAGCUAUAUUACUGGUCCGCACCACCACCCAGGCUCCUGUGGUGGUCCAUAAACCAGUAACCGGACCUCCCCCCACACCUGUGACCCAGUGGACUCCACCCACCACUAAACCCACAGUGAGGACCACUGCUGCACCCAGCACCCCCGCACCCAAAGCUGUGACCUCCACCACUGUCCCCCCCAGAGCCCAGACCAACUCCCAGGCUCCAGCCACUACCUCAGACUUGAGACAUGUUCCUGGAAUUGUACCCAGCACUGCCUCAAGUACCCCCAUCGCUCUGUACAUCACGCUCCCUUUAGUCAUUGUCUGUAUGUUGGUUGUUGGUGGAUUUUUGCUGUGGAGAAACUACCGACUCAAGAACACAAACACGAUUCACUUUGACAACCCAGUGUACCAGAAGACCACAGAGGACCAGGUGCGCAUCUGGAGGAGCAGCAGUUUUGACACUGGUUACACGUAUCCAAAAAGACAGAUAGUUGACUUGAAUGAAGAAGCAGACAAUCCAGCCUUCACUGAAAACUGAAGACCUUUACCUCACACAAAGAUAUAGCACUCAGUGGACAGCCAGGGUUAAAUAUCAGCUGUACAAGUUUCAUCGACAAUCCAUAGAAUCUCCAUGUAGCUUAUCGCAUCAGAAGAUGUGAUAAGGUUCUCUUUCAUGUGUCACCCUUAAAAGGGGAAAAUUUUUUUACCAAGAUUUAGAUUUUUUUUUUUUAAAGAUUUUUGGUUGCCCAAGUUGUAACUGCCUAAGUUUGAAAAAACAUAGAAAUUAAUUUAAAGAAAACAAACAUCACUUUUAUUCUAUUUUUAAGUGAAAACAAAUUAAUGUCCACUCUAAUUAUUACUAACUCAAUUACCAUAUUGACCUCACUACAUCUGUAUAAGUUUGUUAUAUGAAAGCAGCCUUUGCCUCAUGUAUUCUCACAAAAGGGACCUAUGCCACUGCUGAGCCACACUGCUUGUGCCUUGUCUGGCUGCAGUCUUCCAUGGCCCCCCCCUGUGUUUUUAAAGUGAUACUGUACUUUCUCAGGACUAGUUAGAGCAGACCUUUCCCUGCCUUAUUCGUCUCAAGAGGACGAUCACAUUCCUCUCUAUCACGGAUGCUUUGAUGGUUCCAUGUGUGAGUAAUGGCCUCUGCCUUCUCUGUGGCUCACGUGGACAUUAUUUACAUCCCAGUGAGGGGCCGGACCUACCUGUGCAUUCCCCCAUAACAUAAGCCACAUGUUAACAUUGGCUCUAAUACAGCAGCAAGUAUUUCACUCUAAAUGCCUGACUGUUUGCCUUGUCCUGAUGGUGAAAAUGUUUAGAUCUGUUUACAGUGGGAUGUUAGAUGGAUGAGAAACCGUUACAAAGUGAGGUCAUGUAAAUAUGUUUAAAAAGGGAAGCUUAUGGGAGGGAGUGGGCAGCUGUACAUAGAUCCAUAAAAUACAUGUGUACAUAUGAUGUGGAUAAUUGUAAAUAUUUGUUACUUAUGCUGUUUUAGCUGUUGUUCUGUUGUACAUAAAUAAAAAGUCUAUUUAUUAUAG